ACCUACAGCCGAUCCCCGCCUAUAAUUUCCUUAUCUCCAAAAACGGAUGAAUUCCCCACACUUCACUCCUAAAACGAGCAUGGCCAUUCUCUUCCUCUUCCUUCGCCAACAAUCACGACUUCCUACUAAAAUGGGUGUGUAGUUUGGCUAUGGCUGCUGAUCUCUUCUUCGCCUCUCUCGAAGCUUGCUCCUUGAGCUUCCCCUGCUGCAACCAACCACUCUUCUGGCCCUUCCGCCUCCCUCCAUUGCCUUUUCACACGCUUCGCCUCUCCGCUGCCAAGCCUAAACUCGGUCACCUGUUCGUUUCCAGAUGCUCGAAUUCCUAUUCGGAUUCCGUUCCUGGAGAUUUCGAUAUCCUUUCCGUAACCGAGUGCUCUGAUGGCAGCAUCAUCUUCCGGUUCGGAAAUGCGAGCGAAAUGGCAAUAAAUAAAGCGGAACAAUCUCAAUCAACCAAUGAAAGUGGUGGGAAAGAUUUGGACAAACAAGUCAUGAGCAGUAGUAAUGUAGUUGAUGUUUCUGAUGGAGAGCCUGAAGUAGGAGAGUCUGUCAGCAAGAAAGUUGGUCGUAACUUAAAAGUUAAAUCUCAACCAAAGAAAAAACCAAGACGUAAUACAGCCAGAGUAGUUGAAGUUGUUAAAGAGAAAGCUGCCUCUGUUAUCGGUAAUGACACAGAGAUUGAGAAAAGUUCGGUUGAUUCUUCCAAGCAUAUACAUCCAAAAGAGGGUUCUAUUGAGCUUGAUAAUGUUGCAAAAGUAGAAAAUAGUAGUGUCCCUGAGGGAAUUGGUGAGAGUAUUAGUAAAACUGAGGGUACUACUUUGAAUACGGUGUCAAACAUGGAUGUAGUUCCUGUUGUAGAAAAGGUUUCUCUCCCAUUGGCAGCAUCUGCUGUUGAAAGUGAAAUUACUACUCAAUUAGCUCCUUCAGAGUCCGAUUCUAAAAUUGAAGUGCCUCAUGGUGUUAAGUUCCAGGAAGAAAAUACUGAUGCUUUUGAGGAAAAUGGUGAGAAUGUUGUUAAAAUUGAGGGCACUACCUUGAAUAUGGUGUCGAAGAUGGAUUUAGCUCCUGAUGUAGAAAAGGUUUCUCCUCCAAGGGCAGCUUCUGCUGUUGAAAGUGAAAUUACUACUCAAUUAUAUUCUUCAGAGUCCAGUUCUAAAAUUGAAGUUCCCCAUGGUAUUAAGUUCCAGGAAGAAAAUAGUGGUGCUUCUGAGGGAAAUGGUGAGAAUGUUAAUAAAAUCGAGGGCACUACUUUGAAUAUGGUGUCAAAGAUGGAUCUAGUUCCUGAUGUAGAAAAUGUUUCUCCUCCAUUGGCAGCUUCUGCUGUUGAAAGUGAAAUUACUACUCAAUUAGCUUCUUCAGAGUCCAGUUCUACAAUUGAAGUGCCCCAUGGUCUUAAGUCCCAUGAAGAAAAUAGUGGUGCUUCUGAGGGAAAUGGUGAGAAUGUUGGUAAAUUUGAGGGUACUUCUUUGAAUAUGGUGUCAAAGAUGGAUUUAGUUCCUGACGUAGAAAAGGUUUCUCCUCCAUUGGCAGCUUCUGCUGUCGAAAGUGCAAUUACAUCUCAAUUAGCUUCUUUGGAGUCCGCUUCUGAAAGUGAAGUGCCUCACGGUGUUAAGUUCCAGGAAGAAAAUGCUGGUACUCCUAACGGAAAUCUUGAAAGUACUGUUAAGAUUGGGGGUACUACUUUGAAUACAGAGUCAAAGAUGGAUUUAGCAAUGAAAGAGGUUUGUGCUGAAGUGGCAGCUUCUGAAAAUAAUAUUGAAAGUGAAGCUACAACUCAAUCUACUUCUUUAGGGACCUGCUCCAAAAUGGAUGUACCUCACAGUUUUAAGUUCCAGGAAAGUGGCAAGGAUGAUGCUGGUGAAAGAGUUGCAAAUCUACCUAUGCCUUCCAUAGAACAUAGUGAGGAACAUAACAUGAAUGCAUCAAAAAAGUUAGUGAUGGUAGAUGGUGAAGAUAAGCUAAACUCCACUUUGUCUGAGGUUGAGUCAAUUCUCAAUGAGACAACAGUCCAUAAGACAGUGGAAGAAUCUGUUGAUAACGACAUAAUUAAGAGCUCAAAAAUGUCAGAUGAGGGUGUACCUUUAUCAAGUUUCAAAGAAGAGAUAACUGAAGGUGGCGCAAGAAGUGGUAAUGAAGUCAGGGUGCCAAUGCUUAAAGGAGUAGAAAUACAGUCAGGUGGCACAAUUUUGGAAAGGGAGGAAAUUGCAACAGCAGGAUUUUUCUUAUUCUCUGGUGCUGCUCUAUCGCCAAAUCCCACUAAGGCCUUCGCAGGUGGAGAGGAUGCUUAUUUUAUAGCUUGCCAGAAAUGGCUUGGUGUUGCUGAUGGAGUUGGUCAGUGGUCAUUUGAAGGGAUUAGUGUUGGAUUACAUGCAAAAGAACUUAUGGAAAACUGUGAAAAAAUCGUGUCUGAUAGAAAUGGAGUUCCAAUAACUGACCCAGUAGAGGUCCUUAACAGAGGUGCUGCAAAUACUCAAUCUUGUGGUUCAUCUACCGCUUUGGUUGCUUACUUUGAUGAUCAGGCUCUCCAUGUGGCCUAUAUUGGUGAUUCAGGCUUUAUAAUUAUAAGAAACGGCGCUGUAUUUAAGAGGUCUUCUCCGAUGGUUUAUGAGUUCAAUUUUCCCUUACAGAUUAAAAGAGGAGACAAUCCCUCUGACUUUGUGGAGGUUUACAGAAUUGAUUUGAAUGAAGGUGAUGUAAUUGUCACUGCAACUGAUGGACUUUUUGAUAAUUUAUUUGAGCAAGAUAUAACUUCAAUUGUCGUCAAAUCAUUGCAAGAGAGUUUGAGGCCUCAGGAAAUAGCAAAACUCUUGGCAACCAGAGCGCAAGAGCUUGGUCAGCUAUCAUCUGUUAGGAGUCCAUUUGCAGAUGAAGCUCAGGCAGCUGGAUAUGUGGGAUAUAGGGGUGGCAAGCUAGAUGACGUGACUGUUAUUGUGUCAUUGGUGAAAAGGCGAUUCAGCAACCAUGUACAUUGCUUUCUUGUCGAAGGAGCUAAGAUAGCCAUUCCUACGGGGCAUGGACCGGUCUGAAUUAAUGUCGUUACUAGCUGUUUGCUAACACAAUUAUUGAACUUUGGUGCCGCUGCACUAAAGGGGUUGAGCACAACUCCUGUUACCCUGGCACCUUCAACCAGUGCAUCGUAACCAUUGAAAUACAGGCAUAUGGCGACUAACUGCAUCUCUAGAACCGAAAGGCAGAUAUUUUAAGCUGAUAGCACAGGUUUGUAUUUAAGCAAGUUGGAUAGAGCUUGCUGCGCGGCCAAUCACAUUGGAAAAUAAGUUGUUUAUCAGAAGUGAUGUAAGAUACUUAUCGGAAGCCGCAUAAAUCUUGGUCUGAGUUACUUUGCAACUUCUUACAGUUUAAUCAUAUUGGGGUCAUCCAGAAUCCUUUGAUGACCCUUUUUGCUUGCAGAAACAAUGAUGAUAUGAUCAUGAAUUCGUGGUAUAUUUCAGCAGGAAAUUUGUUCGGGUUGAAAUAGCAAACAAUAACCAGAUUCAGGGACAAAGCUGAUUUGAGCUAUUUUCCCUUUAGCCAAAUUGAGAACACAUAUCAUUAGAGUUCUUAGACUAUUCAAUUAUUUUUGUACUUAAUCGAAGAACCUAUUUUCCUUCAAAGCACACAA
Messenger RNA from Theobroma cacao (cacao), 3616 nucleotides. RefSeq names its product Protein phosphatase 2C family protein. Lineage: Eukaryota; Viridiplantae; Streptophyta; Magnoliopsida; Malvales; Malvaceae. The record is from RefSeq and is a predicted model, not a curated record. Gene Ontology annotation, cellular component: chloroplast. Gene Ontology annotation, biological process: protein dephosphorylation. Gene Ontology annotation, molecular function: protein serine/threonine phosphatase activity.